Messenger RNA from Paracoccidioides lutzii Pb01, 306 nucleotides. RefSeq lists its product as hypothetical. Bases 1 to 306 code for a protein of 101 amino acids. The transcript has a single exon. The record is from RefSeq and is a predicted model, not a curated record.
AUGUCUGACAGCUCUGGCGGACUGUAUGCAACAGGUCACGAAGACUUUCAUGCGACGCGGGAAUCGGACCCACGUACCUGGGGCGGCCAUGGCCAUGCAGUACAUACUUGGAGCAUGCUUUUUGCCUCUCUAGCUUCAACCCACGAACCAAACGCCAACUGUGCGUGCGGCCUAGACUCACCCCCUCUGCCGGCCCCAGACGCCCCAGUCUCAGCUCUCUAUGGCAGCUCGACUCGACGGCAUCCCGCCAGAGCUGUCCGGGGGCCAGUGUCCAGUGUCCAGUGUCCAGGUUUCAUCCGCGCUUGA